UCCCAGCGGAACAGACGUGGAACAUUUUGCUCCGGAUAGCAAUAGCAUCGCAAGAAAGAAAGAAAAAAGCUGGCAGUAGUUGCCAACGAUUUUGUGGGACCGCGGAAUGCAAAACAAUUAAAGCUAAACACGAUCCCAGGCAGAUCAGCCUCAUCGGCAGUGCAUCUGGCGUAGCACCACAAUCUCCGUCAGAGACGGAGUUAAUUACCCAGAGCCAAGAACCCAUUCGCGACCAUCUCCGUACACAUCCAUCCAUCCAUCGGGGAUCGGGGUUCGGGGAUCGGAGGGCAUCUGGAGCAGUGGAACUGCGGGCGUUUCGAUUUUUGGUUUCGCCCUGCGCGCACGCGUUUUCUUAACUAUUAAUUGACCCCGCCGGUCAAUGAGUUUGGUGUAUAGGCGAUAGUUCGCCUGUAUAGUGACAAAGACAAUGACGGAGACCCGCGAAGAUGUUCCUGCUGCGGAUGCGGAUGAGGCCGCGCCGGAGGCCCAGAAGAAGGCAAAGACCAAGGAGGCGGCUCAGCCCAUGGUCAGCUACACACAGCUCUUUCGAUACAUCGCUGGAUGGGAUUACCUGCUGCUCCUGUCGGCUGUUGUGGCGGCAUUCCUGCAAUCCCUCGUCUUUCCCAUUGCCAUUGUGGUCUACAGCGAACUGGUGGCCAUGUUCAUCGAAAGAACUCUGGGUCAGGGGACCAGUUCGGUCACCAUCGGUUUGUCCCUAUUCGGUGGCGGAAAGAUACUCACAAAUGCCACAUACGAAGAGAACAUGCAGGAGCUGCGAAAGGACAGCGUAUCCUUCGGCAUACUCAUGACCCUGAAUACUCUGCUGAUGCUCUUCUCCGGAGUUUACUAUGUGGAUGCAUUCAACAGAUUGGCUCUGAAACUCACAGUCCGCAUGCGAAGGGAAUUCUUCAAGGCCACUCUAAGACAGGAGAUCGGAUGGCAUGACAUGGCCAAGGAUCAAAACUUUGCCGUUCGCAUUACUGACAACAUGGAGAAAAUACGCAGUGGCAUAGCUGAAAACUUAGGUCACUAUGUGGAGAUCAUGUGUGAUGUAACCAUCAGUGUAGUUCUCUCCUUUGUCUACGGAUGGAAAUUGGCUCUGGCGAUAGUGUUUUAUAUACCCUUAACCCUCGUAGUCAACUCAGCAGUGGCCCAUUACCAAGGUAAGCUGACGGGCCAGGAGCAAAGCUCCUAUGUUCGAGCCAGCUCGGUAGUUGAGGAAGUGAUUGGAGCCAUCCGGACUGUGGUGGCAUUUGGAGGAGAACGAACCGAGUCCCAGCGGUAUGACACUCUGCUGAAACCCGCUCUCAAGGCUGGCAAAUGGAAAGGAGCCUUCUCCGGACUGAGUGACACGGUGAUGAAGGCCAUGUUGUUUAUCACAGGAGCGGGUUCCUUCUGGUACGGAGCUAAUUUGAUUCUCUACUACCGGGAUCCCAGCAUUCCCAUUGACGAGAGGGAAUACACGCCGGCGGUUGUGAUGAUUGUGAUAUCGGGCAUAAUCGUGAGUGCCAAUCAAAUAUCCCGAACCUCACCGUUUUUGGAGACAUUCGCCAUGGCUCGAGGCUCGGCUUCAGCCAUAUUGGAUGUAAUAGAUCGAACAUCCCUGAUUGAUCCACUCUCCAAGGCUGGGAAAAUCCUGAACUAUGGUCUGAAGGGAGCCGUAGAGUUCAGAGAUGUGUUCUUCCGCUAUCCUGCCAGAGAAGAUGUUAUUGUGCUGCGUGGUCUGAAUGUGGUCAUCGAGGAAGGUCAAACUGUGGCCCUGGUGGGUCCUUCAGGAUGCGGCAAGUCCACGUGCAUACAGCUGUUGCAGCGCUUCUAUGAUCCCGUCUUUGGGCAAGUGCUAUUGGAUGGUGAGGACGUCCGGAAGUACAACAUCAAGUGGCUGCGUUCGAACAUUGCCGUGGUGGGUCAGGAGCCCGUUCUCUUCCAGGGAACUAUUGGGGAAAAUAUCCGGCAUGGCAAGCCAGAAGCCACCCAAAAGGAAGUCGAAGACGCAGCUAAAGCCGGCAAUGCUCACGAUUUUAUCAUAGCUCUACAUAAGGGCUACGAUACGGACAUCAGCGAGAAGGGCGUUCAGCUUUCUGGAGGUCAGCGUCAGCGUAUUGCCAUCGCUAGAGCUCUAAUUCAGCAGCCGAAAAUCCUGCUUCUGGAUGAGGCCACCUCCGCCUUGGAUUACCACUCCGAGAAGCUGGUCCAGGCUGCGCUGGACAAGGCCUGCAAGGGCAGAACCACCUUGGUGGUGUCCCAUCGCCUUUCGGCCAUCCGGCACGCCCAUCGAAUUGUUUAUAUUGAAAAUGGCAAAGCCGUGGAGCAAGGCACCCACGAGGAGUUGAUGAAGCUGGAGGGAUUCUAUCACAAAAUGGUCACCGUGCAUUCCUACGAUGAUUCCGCCGAGGAGCUACUAAAUGAACUGGAAGAAGUGGCCGAGAUCAAGGAGAGAAAAAUGUCCUAUGAAGUUGAACCUUACCAGCUGGGCACCCGGAACUCCAUUGUGUCGCUGGAAAAGAACGCAGAGUUUCAGAUGAAGAACCUAAAUGGCCUGACCAAUAUAACUCUGAAUCCGGAAUUUGAGGAUGCGGGAGUUCCAUCCGGAAAUUAUAUCAGCACGUUCUUUCGCAUUUUGGGUUGGGCUCGACCAGAGUGGAGUUUUCUCAUUAUUGGCGCCAUCUGUGCUGGACUUUAUGGAGUCACCAUGCCGGUAUUUUCCGUGGUGCUAGCUGAACUAUAUGGAUCGUUGGCCAAGCCAACGGACGAGGAAGUCCUCGACCAAAGUGCGUCCAUGGCCAUCAUCUCCCUGGUGAUUGGCAUCGCAGCUGGCGUGGUCUGCUACAUCCAGACAUUUUUCUUCAAUCUGGCUGGAGUCUGGCUUACUAUGCGAAUGCGCUCCAAGACCUUUAAAUGCAUCAUGAACCAGGAGAUGGGAUGGUUCGAUCGCAAGGAGAACAGCAUUGGAGCCCUUUCUGCCCGACUAUCCGGCGAUGCGGCCAGCGUUCAAGGAGCCAUUGGAUUUCCGCUGAGCAACAUCAUCCAGGCGUUUACCAACUUCAUCUGCAGUAUUGCGAUUGCCUUUCCCUACUCCUGGGAAUUGGCCUUAAUUUGCCUGAGCACCUCGCCCUUCAUGAUUGCAUCCAUUGUUUUCGAGGCUAGAUUUGGGGAGAAGUCGGCGUUGAAGGAGAAGGAGGUGCUGGAGGAAACCAGCCGCAUAGCCACCGAGACUAUUACUCAAAUUCGGACAGUGGCUGGACUGCGACGAGAGGAGGAUCUGAUUAAGAUAUAUGACAAGGAGGUGGAGCGAUAUCGCACGCAGAUCCUCAGUCGACUGAAAUGGCGAGGACUGGUCAACUCCUUGGGCAAGUCCCUCAUGUUCUUCGGCUACGCAGUGACCCUGACAUAUGGUGGACACAUGUGUGCUGAUGGCAAGAUCAAAUUUGAGACGAUUAUGAAAAUAUCCAACACAAUGCUGUAUGGUCUAUUUAUUCUGGCCCAAUCUCUGGCCUUCACUCCCGCCUUCAAUGCUGCUCUCCUUUCCGCCAAUCGAAUGUAUGAGAUCAUUGAUCGUAAGCCACAGAUCCAAUCACCCGAAUCCUUCGAGAUCCAACAGAAUGGCAAUGGAACGGCUUACAAGACCAAUGUCGUGCAGCAAGGAGUCAGCUAUCGUGGCCUCAACUUCUCCUAUCCCUCGAGACCGCAUAUUAAGGUCCUACAGAACUUCAAUCUGGAUAUCAAUCAGGGUCAGACGGUUGCCUUGGUGGGUGCUUCGGGAUCGGGAAAAUCCACAUGUGUACAGCUAUUGAUGCGGUACUACGAUCCGGAUGAGGGCAAGAUUCUCAUAGACCAGGAGAGCAUCCACCACGACAUGGACUUGAAAACUCUACGUCGACGCCUGGGCAUUGUGUCCCAGGAACCUUCGCUUUUCGAGAAGUCCAUCGCCGAUAAUAUUGGCUAUGGAGACACUUCGCGACAGGUGCCCAUGCAGCAGAUAAUCGAGGCGGCCAAAAUGGCCAAUGCCCAUGAGUUCAUAAUGUCCCUGCCUGCGCAGUAUGACACGGUUCUGGGCGCCAAGGGCACCCAACUCUCCGGUGGCCAAAAGCAAAGAAUUGCGAUUGCUCGUGCGAUGGUGAGGAAUCCCAAGAUCCUGCUGCUGGAUGAAGCCACCUCUGCGCUGGAUUUCCAAAGUGAACGGGUGGUGCAACAAGCUUUGGACUCGGCAUGUUCAGGACGAACCUGUAUAGUAAUAGCUCACCGCCUGUCCACCAUCCAAAAUGCCAAUGUGAUUUGCGUAAUUCAAGCCGGAAAGAUUGUGGAGCAGGGCACUCACUCGCAACUUCUGGCCAAGAAUGGCAUUUAUUCCAAGCUCUAUCGCUGUCAGACGAAAGCCUCUUGAAAAGACUACAUACAGACCAGAUGAAAUCUUUAAAAUUAAGUUGGAAAACAUUUUUCUAGAAAAACUUCGAGGCACAAAAGUAUGCAACGAAUUUGCUCUUAGCUGUUAGUUGGUACAACAACCAAAGUAAUUUGGCCAUAAGCAAUGAAACAUUUGAAGUAGUUGUUAAAUAAAUGAAUAUGAAGAUAAAAACUA
This is a messenger RNA of Drosophila teissieri, 4579 nucleotides long. RefSeq names its product multidrug resistance protein homolog 65. Gene Ontology annotation, biological process: transmembrane transport. The coding region runs from base 428 to 4384 and encodes 1318 amino acids. The transcript has 9 exons. NCBI's taxonomy places the organism in Eukaryota, Metazoa, Arthropoda, Insecta, Diptera, Drosophilidae. Gene Ontology annotation, molecular function: ATP hydrolysis activity; ATP binding; ABC-type transporter activity. Gene Ontology annotation, cellular component: membrane. The record is from RefSeq and is a predicted model, not a curated record.